Molecule: messenger RNA, 1290 nt
Organism: Symbiodinium natans
Lineage: Eukaryota; Dinophyceae; Suessiales; Symbiodiniaceae
Source: the annotation of a GenBank genome assembly
AUGUGCGGUCUGGCAUUUUGGCUGCAAUUCCACACACCCACGCAGUGGCGAGACUGCGCAGAGGUCUUUCCAGAGGCUCUGGUGGAGGCGGAGGCCUUCGCUGCCGCUGCGGCGGCGCUGCCGCGGCGGGGCCCCGACUCUGAAGGCGAGAGCCUGGUGGAGCUGUCAGGGGGCGAGCUGCAUCUGCGAGCCUGCGUGCUUCACCUACGCGGUGAUUGCGUGGUGUCCCAACCCUGCCCAGUGGAGUCCAAGCAGGAGGAGGCCGGGCUGCUGCUCUUCAACGGCGAGGCCUACGAAGUCCUUCCGGGAGCUUCAGGCCAAAGCCAUUGCCAGGAGCUGGAGGGGGAGGAGUUCGGCGCGGCCAUCAACUUGUACAGGCUGAGGGCCGGCGGCCGUGCUUGGAGACAGGCGGCUGGGCAAGGGCUGCAGCUGGCGGGGAGCGACACGCUCUGGCUGGCGGCCCGUAUGGCUGCCCUGGAGGACGCCACCCCUGGGAGGGAUUGGGAGCCGCUGGCAGCGGCCCUCCGCGGCCUGCUCCAGGGCCUCCAUGGGCCCUUCGCCCUGGCGCUCUGGUGCCCACGGCGCCGGGCGGUCUUCGUGGCGCGGGACCGCCUCGGCCGGCGGUCGCUUGUGGCAGCACGAAGCGCGUGCGGAGGCUGCAUCGCCAGUGCACCCGGGGGUGCCGCUGACAAGUGGAAGGAGCUCCCGGUCACGGGCAUCUUCGUGUUCCACUUGUCCGAGGAGCCAUCAGUGCACCAUGUCCCUUGGGAAGAGCCUGUGGCAUUCGAGCAAAGCUGGUGGUGGGGUUCAGCAGCCGCCGCACCUGCCGCGCCACUGGCAACGUUCGGUGAACUGCUGGCUUCCGCGGUCGCGCUGCGCGUGCUGCAUGUUGCCCAGCUCUCAGGAGGCGCCAAAGACGUGCCUCACGUGGGCCUCCUCUUCUCCGGGGGGUUGGACUCCACCGUUCUGGCGGCGCUGACGGCUGAGGCGCUUCCUGGCCACACCAUCGAGCUGCUCAACGUGGCCUUCGACAGCUCGGCACCAGAUCGCCUUACGGCCCUUUGCAGCUACGAGGAUCUGGUGGGCCAGUAUGGGCCACAGCGCUUCCGGCUGGUGCUCUGCGACAUCACGCAGCAGGAGGUUUACGAGGAGGAGCUGGCCAUCUGCCGCCUUGUCGUCUACGAGAGAUACGAGGGGCAAGCGGCAGAGCACAUUCACGCUGAGUCACGCUUUCAGCCCUUGCAUGCUAUUCCCGACGCGGCCUCAUCAGCAGAUGUCCCAGCCCAUUGA